Cuscuta epithymum is the source of this 1627-nucleotide messenger RNA. The record is from the annotation of a GenBank genome assembly. Lineage: Eukaryota; Viridiplantae; Streptophyta; Magnoliopsida; Solanales; Convolvulaceae.
UAAAUCUCCCUUCCACCUCUAUUCUCUUGCUUCUGUGUCUCUUCCUAUGGCUGCUCUCCCUACUUUCUCUCUUCAUACAUAAAUCUCUCUAUAUCUAUAUAUCUAUAUAUACAUGUCCUCCUCUUCUUCACUUCACUUCACCCACUCAGAUCAUCACCUUUCAGCUUCACACAGAAUACAAGUUUUUCUCCGAUUUUGAAACCCCAUUUCUGCUUAAAGCUCUUCUCUUAUUCUUUCCCUGAAAGCUAACUUCUGUAGUAAAAUGCAUCUGUGCGGGGGAGGUUUUAUGUAUUUUGCAUCACUGUAUUAGUUCAUAGUCCAUGGUUCUAUUUAUAGCUUCGCAUUUGAAUUUUUGAGUGCUAGUUAGUGUAGUGAGGACUAAAAGCUAGCGAUGUUGGAUCUCAAUUUGAGGGCAGUCUACGAUGAGAGCAGCUUCGAGAAGCGUCUGGAAGGUUCCGGGCCUGAUGAAUCGGCGACCUCCGACUCGUCGAUGCUGAAUGGCGAGGCUUCCAGCAAUGCCGGCGACGAAGACACGUGCUCCACGCGCGCCGGAUACGGCGCUGCCUUCGAUUUCAACAUCCUCCAGGCGGGGAGCAGAAACAGCUACGGCCGCGCUGGGUAUGAGAACCGUCAGGCGGCGCAGCCGGAGUACGUCACUCGGCAGCUGUUCCCGGCGGGUGAGAGCGCGGGUCAAACAUCCGGGAGGUUUGACUGGGAGGUAGAUCCCUCGUUCCAUCAGGCGGGGAUGCUAAUGGAAGAGCGGAGACAACAGGCUCCGCCGCCGCCGCCGGCGGCUCAGCGGCAACAGAAAGUGAAGAAGAGCAGGAGAGGGCCGAGGUCUCGGAGCUCACAGUACAGAGGAGUGACUUUUUACAGAAGAACUGGUAGAUGGGAAUCGCAUAUCUGGGACUGUGGGAAACAAGUAUAUUUGGUUCUACUCGUGACCUUUGACUUGGGUUUCACCAGGCGGAUUUGACACUUCCGAUGCAGCUGCUAGAGCAUAUGAUAGAGCUGCUAUCAAGUUCCGUGGGGUUGAAGCUGACAUAAACUUCAAUUUAAAUGACUAUGAGGAGGAUAUGAAACAGAUGGAGAACCUCAGUAAGGAAGAAUUGGUACACAUGCUGCGACGGCAGAGUACUGGGUUCUCCCGGGGAAGCUCCAAAUACAGAGGUGUCACACUGCAUAAAUGUGGGCGAUGGGAAGCUCGGAUGGGGCAGUUCCUAGGAAAGAAGUAUAUUUAUCUUGGGCUAUUCGACAGUGAAGUUGAAGCUGCAAGGGCUUAUGAUAAGGCAGCUAUUGAAUGUAAUGGAAGGGAGGCUGUUACUAACUUUGAGCCCAGUAUGUAUGAUGGAGGAACCACCAUAGACUCUCAUAAUGAAGGUAGCCAACAUGAUCUUGAUCUGAACUUGGGGGUUAAAAGCUAUCCUCCUGAUCAAAUUGUGAGUAUGGGGGAGUUUCUGGUACCAUAUUAUGCUUCUUGAUUUGAUGAAUAGUUUUGGUCAAACAACAUUCGGUAGUUCACAUCCAAACCUACCUCAAAUGACAUCAGAGCAACCUCAAUUGUUGAACGGAUUCUACUCUCAGUUCUACCCUAAUUACGAGCAAACAGCAAAUGCUCAAAGAAUGU